AUUAUAGCACUUUGUAGUUUUGUUUUAUUUUGAAGAAAUUGUACUUUCUUGAUUAUUGUUGUUCUUGGUCUGUACCCUGACGGAAGGCCACGCAGUUGCAUCGACGGACUAGUUUUGGUUUAUACUUCUCUAACGUGCUGCGCGUGUUGCAAUGCAAUUCACCGCCAGAACACUAGGCGGAGUGACGUUUUUUUUCGAGGACAAAACAGACAAGAAGAUACGUCUUCUUCUUCGUCGACUGUUUAUUUACAUCGCAACUCCGGCUCCUCAUAGCCUAUUUCUGGCGGACAAAUCGGCCAGUCAGUGACGGGUUAUACAAGUGGUCAUACUUUCGGAUCUCUUCUGCCAAGUGCUCAUCUAUUUGGUCCAUAUUCGUUCUUCUAAAUCUUCCAUGAUUUCCGCGUAUUGUGGGGCAUGAAACCAGAAACUAGACUCCGGACGGGAUGUAGUAAGCAGACCAAUCACAAGCCUUGAGGGCUGCGUGAGGCUCGCGUCGCUUUGUCGUGUAGUAAGAAAAAUUGGCGGAUGCACGCAAGCCACCAGAGGGCACGAAAGGGGCAUGUUGCGUGCCUUGCGUGCAUGCGUGCUACCCGAUUAUAAUUCGGCCUUUAUCUUCCACUACCUUCUCCGCAACAGUACCUCCUUGACCAAUGGGAUGAGCAUAUUCUGUAUCCUCGUACUUGUGUGUGAAUAUGCUGUCAGCUCAUUGAUCCCAGAGCAGCACAUUGCCUGGGAACAAGUUUACCGUAAAUUUUCAUAUAAAGCGCCCUGUUAUCUAUUUUCCAUUGGCAUUCUACUGACCAUUUUUUAAAUCUCACAGUAAUACGGGACAAAGUGCAUCCCUUUUCAGAUCAAUACGGGACGGGUGCCCUAUGGGGGCGGCUGUUGUUAUACAGAUGUAGUUUGAGGCAGAUUGAACAAUGUACACUGAAGUUACAGCAAUCUCCUGUCACAAGAAGCCAAAAAGUAGUUAUUGAAAGUUUAAAUAACCAUUCUCUGGGGGGCGUGGUUAUGGCAGCAAACUAGGCACACAUGUUUUUUGUGAGCUCCUGGCAAUUUUCGAUUAAACUUCUGGACAUUAUUCUUUAAGAUCACGGACACAACCACCAAUCGUUUGAUACACCUCUCCAGUGUACAUGUUCGCAAAUAUGCCGACGAAAAAAGCAAAGAACGCCUCUAAAGCAAACUUUUUCCCAUCCGAGGAAGACAACGAGGUGGAUGCUAGCAGCCAAGCUGCAACCUAGCUACCAUCCCUGCUGGCUCAACAGGUAACAUCAUAACCCUCCCGUCAGAAGUAGCAGCUGCUGAAACGGUUCAUAACUUUGAUGUCAUUCAAAAGCUUGACUUGAUAAUAAAUGACAUUGCCACUAAAAUUGACGGAAACCCUAAGACAAUUCAAGCAGCCAGGGCCAAGGGCAAGGUUAUUUGUGGAGGACAAGAAGUCAUGUUCUUCCCGGACUUAUCGGCGGAGCUGCACCGGCAGAGGAGGCGCUUCGACGGGGUAAAGCAUCAACUGAGAUCCCUGAACAUUCGCUAUGGAAUAGUUUACCCAGCCAAGCUUCGUCUGAUGUAAAUGGUAAAUGGAUUUGUAUUUAUAUAGCGCUUUUCUAGUCUUGAUGACCACUCAAAGCGCUUUACACUACAGUUUCACAUUCACCCAAUCACACACACAUUCAUACAGUGCAUCUAUCCCAGCACUUUGUUAUUCUAUGGGGGCCAUUCAGGGUUCAGCAUCUUGCCCAAGGACACUUCGGCAUGCAGAUUGUUCAGACUGGGGUUCGAACCGCCGACCUUCAGGUUGGAGGACGACCAGACGACCACUCUACCCCUCAGCCACAGCCGCCCCGACGUCUGGACAAACAUUGGAGGGCAUGAAGGUGGUGGAGAUUGAGAAAUGUCGCAACGACAUAAAGAAACUCCGUGAAGAGAUGGCAUCAAGACACAACAGUGACUUCCUGGAAGACAAUAAGAAGCUGACUCCUCAUAGAGAUGUGCCCUCUUAUCCCAAGUACAUGCUGUCACAACAGACCAUAGACGCCCUCAAAAAACCCUACUUUGACGUCUGGCUGUGGGAGGCCAAUGAGAUGCUGAGCUGUCUGGAACAUAUGUAUCAUGACCUUGGCUUGGUUAAAGACUUCAAUAUUAACCCUGUCACACUCAAGAGAUGGCUGUUAUGCAUUCAUGACAAUUAUAGGAAUAACGCCUUCCACAAUUUCCGCCACUGUUUCUGUGUCACCCAGAUGAUGUACAGCAUGAUCUGCCUCGGCAGCUUACAGGAGAAGUUCACACAGGUGGAUAUUUUGAUUCUUAUGACAGCUGCUGUGUGUCAUGACCUCGAUCACCCCGGAUUCAACAACACGUACCAGGUCAAUGCCAGAACAGAGUUAGCCGUUCGCUACAAUGACAUCUCCCCGCUGGAAAAUCAUCACUGUGCUGUAGCCUUCCAGAUCUUCUCUCAGUCUGAUUGCAACAUCUUUUCCAACUUCGACUCAGAGGCAUUCAAACAGAUACGACAGGGAACCAUCACACUGAUCCUGGCCACAGACAUGGCGCGUCAUGGUGAGAUCCUUGAUUCCUUCAAGCAGAAAGUCAACAACUUUGACUACUCAGAUGAGGAGCACGUCACCUGUCUGAAGAUGGUGCUUAUCAAAUGCUGCGACAUCUCCAAUGAGGUGCGGCCCAUGGAGGUGGCUGAGCCAUGGGUUGACUGCCUGUUGGAGGAGUACUUCAUGCAGAGUGACAAGGAGAAGGCUGAAGGGCUUCCUGUUGCUCCAUUCAUGGACAGAGAAAAGGUCACCAAACCAACAGCUCAGAUUGGAUUCAUCAAGUUUGUCCUCCUCCCCAUGUUUGAGACUGUUAUGAAGCUGUUUCCACAGAUCGAGGAGGCAAUGGUGCAGCCACUCAGAGAGUCGAGGGACCGAUACGAGGAACUCAAACAGAUUGAUGAUGCCAUGAAUGAGGUACAGAAAAAAAAAAGUGAGAACUUGACCAUGGGAGGGAAGAAGAAGUAAACAUUUUUGAAAGGGUAGGAAAGAACUCUUGCCGUACUUCCUCCAUCCAUCUAUCCAUCAAUCGAAAUACGCAUUCAUCUUUCUUGGACCAUAGAUGGAUGCUUAGUUGGAUUCACCUACCCAGCCUACUAUCUCCCUAUAUCCCACCUAUCAAUCAAUCCACUUCACUUCCUCAUGAUGUCACAUAGUUUUGUCAGUGUUGGGAUCAGAGAGGCUAACUUAAAGGAACACGUUAUGGGGAGAUUUCUUGAUGAAUUCACUCUGUGUUUCAGAACCAGUAAGACUAGAGCAAGGGAAUGAAGCAAUGGGAUAUAAAGUGAAGUCAUCAGACGCAUUGGUUCAUUAUGGCCCAUCACUCUGUUGUGUCCUGUCCUCACUUGAGCCAGCUGAAGGGCAGUGGACAACCAGGUCGUAAUCUGGGAUAAUUGGGUAGACCUCAAUGAGUCACAGUAAAACUGAAUUGAGUGGAUCAGUGGGAGCAGCUCUUAGACAGCGUUACAAGCUAGUGAUGAACUUAAGUGCAAGAUGGACAAUCUAAAGCCUUUUUCAGGGGGUCAACAUUUGUACAGCACAGACUACUUAAGUGAAAAAUAUUUAGAUAUUUUAUUAUUUAAAGGACUUGUUUUGUAAAGAUUUUGAAGGUUAUGUGUUCUUUGCUACAAAAAAUAAAGGUGUUACUUUAAUUACAAA
Messenger RNA from Platichthys flesus (European flounder), 3701 nucleotides. It is a transcript of the gene pde9aa, whose product is annotated as phosphodiesterase 9aa. The record is from RefSeq and is a predicted model, not a curated record. The coding region runs from base 1581 to 3011 and encodes 476 amino acids. The transcript is spliced from 13 exons. Gene Ontology annotation, molecular function: 3',5'-cyclic-GMP phosphodiesterase activity. NCBI's taxonomy places the organism in Eukaryota, Metazoa, Chordata, Actinopteri, Pleuronectiformes, Pleuronectidae. Gene Ontology annotation, biological process: cGMP catabolic process.